Messenger RNA from Vollenhovia emeryi, 692 nucleotides. RefSeq names its product H/ACA ribonucleoprotein complex subunit 2-like protein (gene NHP2). The transcript has 3 exons. Gene Ontology annotation, biological process: rRNA pseudouridine synthesis; snRNA pseudouridine synthesis. Bases 138 to 608 code for a protein of 156 amino acids. Gene Ontology annotation, cellular component: box H/ACA snoRNP complex. The record is from RefSeq and is a predicted model, not a curated record. Lineage: Eukaryota; Metazoa; Arthropoda; Insecta; Hymenoptera; Formicidae. Gene Ontology annotation, molecular function: box H/ACA snoRNA binding.
GUACACGUUUGUGUAUAUAGAGGCGCUAGUGGGUGAACGCGCCAUUUAAUCAAUGAGCGUGUAGCUUCCUACGACCCGGUUUCUUUCUCUCGGGCACGUGUUUCGUUAUCUUGUAAAGUUGAAGAUAUUCCCAGAAAAUGCAGGAAGCUGUCAAAAUGGAAGUUGACGAGAGUAUAGUGAAGGAAGAGAACGUCGAGGCACCAGAAGUGAGUUACGAGGACAAGCUACGACUCGUCAAUGCCAUUGCUAACCCCAUGGCACCGAAGAAGCUAACCAAAAAGAUUCACAAGUGUAUAAAGAAAGCGUCCAAGCACAAGACUUACCUGCGCAACGGUUUAAAGGACGUACAGAAGUGCCUUCGUAAAGGCGAGACUGGUUUGGUUGUCUUCGCCGGAGAUGUGCAUCCCAUAGAUAUCAUGUGUCACUUGCCGGUUGUAUGCGAAGACAAAAACAUACCAUAUUGCUUUAUUCCAUUGAGGACAGACAUCGGUGCGGCGAUGGGCAUAAAGCGGGGCAGCCUCAUGGUGCUCAUAAAGGAGCAUCCUGACUACGAAGAACUAUACAAUGAAAUUAAAGCUUCGAUGAAAACACUCUCUACGCCUUUAUAGUUAAAGAGACAUUAGACGUAUUGUACAUUUCUAAUUUUAACCAAUUUAUAUAAGAUACAAAAUAAAUUAUAGGCCCUGAAAGUA